Messenger RNA from Anopheles stephensi (Asian malaria mosquito), 4094 nucleotides. RefSeq lists its product as uncharacterized. The record is from RefSeq and is a predicted model, not a curated record. Lineage: Eukaryota; Metazoa; Arthropoda; Insecta; Diptera; Culicidae. The transcript has 3 exons. The coding region runs from base 1860 to 4031 and encodes 723 amino acids.
GGUUGGUAAAGAAAAAGAGCCAAGCUAAAUCAGUUCAUUAGUAAGGGCAGCAGCAAGGUUAUAGAAAGUCCUGCAAUCAAUCAAUCAAUGGGUGGGAUGCGCUGUGUCCGGAUGUUGUGUGAGCUUAGGAUGUUUCCUGUUCAAAAUCGGAAUACGGAAACGAUCACUGUGCGUGUGUGUGUGUGUAUGUCUAUUUGCCUACAUAUAUCUCUGUGUGUGUGUGUGCAUACUAAUGAAUGUCUAAAAUUGUUGCAUCAGAUGCAGAAAAUCUCAAAUUAGCGAGGCUGUAUUUUCGGCAAGGCGAUAAUUAGAUUAGACACAACAUUCGAAUCAAAUUGUAUUAAAUCGUCGCUGUUCAUUUCAAAAAGCAAAAUCAAAGAUCAGUUCCAAUACGUAAGCUCGCGUCUGCUUGAUGGGCUGUUCCUUAGCAGUGAGCGAACCAGACCCCCCCUCAGAAAGGCCAAAGAAGAUAGUCCCAGGCGUCUGUUCCAUCCCCUUCGCAGAAGCAUUAGUACUUUAUUUAAAGGCAGAAAAGGCGUUUCUUUUUUUUUAAACUAAUUCCGGUUCCGGUUUUCCCAGUUAGUUAAUGUGGUGUUUAAACCGAUAUGGCUACAUGUUACGAGCACAUGUUCGACUUUAGGGAGAAACGUUUGUACGAUUGUAUGUAUGUGUGUGUGUGUGUGUGAUUGUAUGUGCGCAUUGUUAGACAAGUUUGUAAGCGCUCUGGCUCAAAUGGUAUAUGAUCGAUUUGGUUGAUGCUCCACCUAAUCCAUCCCUACCACCACAGCACGACAGUUGUUCGUUGCUUUCGAAAUAAAAAAAACCCUUUAUUGAAACAUUUAUUCCAACAAUAUAUCUACUCUCACCCGCCCAGUAUAUCAGUUAAGUGUUCGUUGUAAUGUAAGAGAGAAGUGAUGGAACAUUUAAACAAAACUGUUGUUAUGCUUCUCUGCCCAAGCAAGAAGUAACAAAGCGUGGGACAAACAGGAGUUACAUUUAAAUCUAAACCACGUGGUACGCACGCAAGAAACAAAAAACAGCGAGGUGCAAGCAGACAGGUACACUACAAUGGGAGAAUAUUUGAAUUAAUAACUAAGCACGUGAAUAUAGCGAAACAAAAGCGCAUCAAGGGGAUGGAAACAGGGCAGACAUAUUCGUCUGCCGGUUCGGGAUGGAUUAGAUGAAGGGAGUUUAUGAAACACUUUGUUGACAAUGGUUUUGAAAUACAAGCAAAAGAAAAGAAAACAAUGAAUACAUAGUACUUUAAGGGGAAUGAUAAGAAAUUACAUUAUUAUACAGUAUCGAUAGAAGCAAAAGGGAAAAAAGAAACCCCAAUCAAUAAAGACUCUCGAGGUAGCUAAAGCGUAACCGGAACUCAGCGGAAGGAAACGAUGGUUGUUUUGUUCCGCAGAUCAUGCAAACAGGACCUUCCACAGGCCUUGAAAUCGGACACAUUUUCUAUCGACGGUAUCAAUAAGCCCUGAGAACCUGGGAUCCAGCAGCAGCUAUAGCAGGUGGAAAGGGAAGCCAAUCAUUUCUCCAUUGCUCCCGGUGUACCACCGGGCUUACCCUUAAACUGUACAUCGUCCACCAAACCCUUUUCCCGAAUGUACUUCAAAUAAUAAAACCAAACCUCCCGUUUUACCGUGCAACUGUUAAUCUUUGCGGUGUACAGAAUGGAGCGAGGCGUGGAGUGAAGAUCGUACGCAUCGUGAAAGAACUGCUUAGAUCAAAGUAACCAUAGAAAAGAGUUGAGAGGUUCUAGUCUCUAGUGUACAAAGCUCUAGUGCUAGAAGUGUGCGCCGCGUGUGUGUGUAUGUGUGUUUUAUACCAAGCAAAAGGACCUAUUCGAAAUCAAGAUGAGAACCAAAUUUCCCUGCGACGAUAAUCCACACGCACAGCACGAUCGUCUGUUGGCGGUUUGGAAGACGUGCGAAAAAAUACGACCUCUGCUCGAACCUGUCGCCGAAAAACUGCGCCUUCAGUUCCAGCACGAGGAUGCGUGCCACUCCGGAACCAUACCGGUGUGUGCGUUUGCUAACAUACUCUUCUGCCAGCUGGGCGAUACGCUCAGCAAGGUGGAAGUGUGUGAAAUGGCGGAAUAUUUCAGCGCUACGGCCGGGCGUACGUCGUACGAUCAAUUUUGUGAUGUGCUGUUUGGUGAAGUCAAGCCGGACGGAUGGACAAACUCGCCCGAUCGUCUGUCCGUGUACGAGCAUCGCAAGCUAGCCCUGAUCCUGAUGUCGAUAGCCAAAGCAUUGCGCUUCCGGGAACAGGUGCUCACGCCUUACUUUGAGGACUAUUCACUGGCGACUGGCGGUUCGGGUGCGUUCUGCACGUUCCGGUACGCCACCCGUGUGCUCUAUUUCCUAGGCGUAACGCUUGCGAAGCCCGAUACCGAGCUGCUUGCCAAACGGUUCUCUACCGACGGUCACAACUUCCACUACAAGACAUUCAUCGACGAAAUUGAUCAACUGUUUCGGUACUUGGAUGCGCACGAUGGUGCACUCGAUCGGGAAAGGGACGAUGCGGCCGUUCCUCCCAAAGUAAUACACACCCAACUGCCCCAAGUGGAUCGUUCCGAUAUUGGAUCCGCAUCGAUGGCUGACCUGAUCGGCAAGCGCGUUGCGUUCCAUCCCUGUUUGGAACCACCUCGCAAGGACUAUGGUCCGGAAGAGCUACUGUUGCGUAUACAGCGCCACGUAUGGAACAGCUCUAUCAACAUGAAAGAGUUUUUCCAACAGUACGACCAACUACGAUGUGGUUGGGUGGCUAAAAGUGUAUUCAUUCGCUGCCUGGAUGCGAUCGGACUUUCGGCCCUUGAUCGGUUGCCAUUAAGUGAGAGAGAAAUCAAAAUGCUCUGUGAGCGUUACGCCGACCGGAAAGAUACUUGCAAAAUUCAGUGGACAACGUUUGUGGAUGAAAUUAAUCGUGUGUUUACCGAACGCCAUCUCGAUAAAGGGACCUUCAAACCGAUCGAAAGCCCACCUCAACCGGUGAAGAACCUACCAAACGCCGGGAGACAACAGCUUGCGCUGGAAGUGCUCACCGAAGCGCAGCGGCUUGUUGCACGGAUAAAGGAUAAAGUUACCUGCCAACGACUGUUGAUCGAGCCGACGUUUAAAGAUUUCGAUACACAUCGUAAUGGGCACGUUAGCUGCAGCCAGGCUCGGGAAGUAUUUUCGAUUUGCGCAAUACAUCUGACGGAGCAGGAAUCGUAUUUGCUCGAUAGGUUGUACGAAGACGCAAAGGGAUUUGAUUACGAUCAGUUUCUGAAAGACAUCGAAGUGAUUGCACCUCCCACAGCGGGGGGUAUGCAGGCGUACCGGAAAGUGAUCGAGAGUAUCAACAAGGACCCGGUGGGUCAGCAGGAACCGAUGCCUUGGGAAAAAGAUAUCGUACGGGUGUUGGCAAAAGUGAAGGCACAAGCUGUAAAGCGUCGGAUACGAUUGGUUGACUUUAUGCAAGGAUUUGAUCCGCUAAACCACCACCGUAUCAGCGCUGUGCAGUUUUGUAGAGGACUUGCAACGGCCAGUGUUCAGCUGAGUCCGAACGAGAUGCAACUGCUAUGUGAAUAUUUCCGCACGCCUACCUGCCAGACGGUGGACUAUAAACGGUUUUGUGACACGAUUGCGGAAGUUGACUAUCAACCGUACCUCGAGCGGGCACCGCUGUUGGUGCCGUGUAGCCAUUUCCCGGCCGACGAACAGCCGGUGAAUUUCUUAAACUUUAACGAGCGUACCAUCAUUUCCAAGGUGCUACAGAAGCUGGCCCGGCAUGCGGAUAUUGUGUCAAAUUUGGGUGCGCUGUUGAAGGAUUUCGAUGCACAAAACGUUGGCCACGUGGGACGGAACAAAUUUCUGCGAGCGCUAGCGACACGUGAUUUGCAUACGCGCAUCUCGAGCCGUGAGUUCGAAGCGAUUUGUAAAUAUUUUGCGGUCGAAGUUGGAUAUCGGCAGGAAGUAAACUACCGUGCGUUCCUGGAAGCAUUGGAUUAUUUGUACACGAAUCGAGAAGUUCAUCCGUUUUAAUAUAGACAGGCCAAAUUAGCAUUUUCCAUUAUUAAAAAUUCAUUUAUUUUUGAACAAUUUGCU